GCGCAGUGGGUGCUAUUUAAACAGUCCCGUGGCGCUCGCGCUCAGUUUAGCCUCAGUCGGGAAAAAGUUCCUCGACGAACUUGGUCAUUGUUUUUUUUUUUUUUUUACCGCUCACACGGAGUCCGGGCCUCGGCCUAACCCGCCAUGUAGGCUCCGCAAGUCCGUCACACCAAACGCGGAUACCGGUUGUUGCAGCACGAUGUGGCCGUGGGUGAUGUGGGUGAUGUGGGUGAUGUGGGUGAUGUGGGUGUUGGUGUGCCCCGCCGGCACUCAGUACUCCAGCGACGAGUGCAGCUGGCGAGGAAGUGGUCUGAGCCACGAGUCUCAUCGCAGAGAUGUAGAGCAGGUCUACUUACGUUGUUCCCAGGGCUCUAUGGAGUGGCUCUACCCGACUGGAGCCAUCAUCGUCAACCUACGUCCAAACACAGAACCCUCACCUGAACACAUGGAGGGUCUCCAUGUGUGCAUCAAGCCCCUGCCUCACUCGCAGGGUUCUCAUCUGUAUUUGGAUCGAGCCGGUGAUUUGAAGCUGCUGAUGGCCGAAAGUGAGCAGCCUGAGGGAAGCGUGCGCUGUUUUAGCCAUGCUGAUGGAGCUCUGUUUGUGGAGGCUGUGCCGCAGGCAGACAUUAGCCGGAGGAUCACCGCUUUCCAAUAUGAACUGGUGCCCAGCCGGGGUCCUGAGGCGCACUCGUUCACACAACUGCUGCCCAGUUUUGUCACAUGUGAACCUUGUUCAGAUGAAGAGGUGCUCCUGGCAGUUUGCACCAGUGACUUUGCGGGCAGAGGCCUCUUUCAAGGCGUGCUGCUAAGCACCGACAAACCCUCUCAGGUCGCAUCGGUGUCUCUAAGUCGACUCUUCCAUCAGAAGAGCGCCGUGUUUGCUGCAGGCGGGGCAAAGGUGCGACGCUGGACCGGGCGGGUCAAUGUUCCCUCUCAGUGCGGCAUUCCACCUGGUAAAGAUGACUACCUUUUGACCGGCUCUGUCCAUUUUGGAGAGGCGUGGCUUGGCUGCGCACCUCGCUACAAGGACUUCCUGAGGCUAUAUGUCGAAGCACAAAGAGCAGGAAGGAACCCUUGUCAGGUAAACACUGACUGAAAGCACAGAGGACAUCUUGGUAAAGACAAUGGAGCUCAUCUUCAAAUGGGUGGAUGUCAUUUAUUGUUGCCGUGCAGCAAAACACUUUAAACAACCAACCUCUGCCAAGACUUCCUCUCCUGUUACAGAGAGAAAGUGGUUUCUUCUAGUUCCAACAAAAGUGUUUCUCUUUAUACGUGACUUAAGCGGCUUUAAUGCCCCUUGGCCACUAAGAAGUGUAGUUAUGUGCCAAAUGUUUCCGGCCUAAGUUGUAGGGUUGCUCGUUGAAACGCAAGUUUGCUUUGUAAAAAGCUUUCUAAAAACCAAACAUCUUCUGACAGAAGUGAACCUUAUGCAACUCUGUGAGUUUAUAUGCUGUUUGCUAAGGUGUUUUUACAUGUUCCGAAAAAUAAAUGGAGUUCAUCAUCA
Nerophis ophidion (straightnose pipefish) is the source of this 1504-nucleotide messenger RNA. Its product is annotated as meteorin-like protein. Lineage: Eukaryota; Metazoa; Chordata; Actinopteri; Syngnathiformes; Syngnathidae. The record is from RefSeq and is a predicted model, not a curated record. The transcript has 5 exons. Gene Ontology annotation, molecular function: hormone activity. Bases 200 to 1096 code for a protein of 298 amino acids. Gene Ontology annotation, biological process: energy homeostasis; positive regulation of brown fat cell differentiation.